AUGUCUCCGAGGCGCACCGCCGCGCUCUUCCCCCCGCUGCUCCUGCUGCUGCUGUCCGGAGCGGGACAGGGUCUGGCAGCCCGGCCCCUACUGCUGUUCCUGAUCGACGGGUUCCGCUAUGACUACAUGGAUGACCUGCACGCUCUGCCCGGAUUCCGCCAACUCGUGGGCAAUGGGGUGAAGGUGGAUUACAUGACUCCGGAAUUCCCGAGUUUGUCAUACCCGAAUUACUACUCAUUAAUGACAGGCCGUCACUGCGAUGCUCAUCAAAUGACUGGAAAUUACAUGUGGGACGAAGCCUCCGAUAAGCAGUUUCUGAUUGGGACCAAUCCUGACAGUCGGUUGCCUCUGUGGUGGGAUGGAUCAGAGCCCCUAUGGGUCACCCUGCAGAAACUGGGAAAGAAGGUUUACAUGUACUACUGGCCUGGCUGUGAGGUGGAGAUUCUGAGUGUCCGUCCAACAUUCUGUGAGGAAUAUGUCUACAACCCAUCAGAGAAAAACCUAACAGACUCCAUAUCAAAUGCUCUCAAUGUCCUGAGGUCAGGCCAAGCAAGCAUGGCAGCAAUAUAUUAUGAGAAAAUAGAUGUGGAGGGCCAUCACUUCGGUCCAGACUCUCAUCAGGUCAGAACAGCUGUGCGACAACUGGAUCUGGCUAUGCAGACGCUCAACAACAAAAUCAAAGAGAAAAACAUGGUGAACCAGCUGAACAUUAUGCUAUUUUCAGACCAUGGUAUGACAAAACUCCAGUGGAUGGAGAAGGUCAUAGAGCUGGACAAGUAUAUCAACAUGUCAGCCAUUGUCAAAAUGAUGGACAGAGGACCAGUAGUCAGUCUGUGGCCCAAAGACAACAAGUAUCAAGAGGUGUAUGCCACAUUGUCCCAGGUCCCUAACAUGCGAGUCUAUGCCAGACGGGACAUCCCUGAACGUUUCCAUUUCAAAGGAGGGAAGUUUGUCUCUCCACUGACGCUGUUGGCUGAUCCAGGCUGGUUUAUCACCGAGAACAAGGCAAGUCUACCAUACUGGAAAAACGACUCUGGGGAACCCUCAGCCUGGCAAAAUGGUUGGCAUGGUUACGACAACGAAUUCCUUGACAUGAGAGGCUUUUUCUUAGCAACUGGACCUGACUUCAAGCAUAAUGUUCGAACAGCUCCCAUUCGAGCAGUGGACAUCUAUAACAUCAUGUGCUGGACACUGGGAGUGAAACCAUUGCCCAAUAAUGGGUCCUGGUCUCGGGUAGAGUACUUCCUGAAUGGCUCUGAAGGACCAUCCCAGCCCAGCACAAUCUUCUGCUGUGUGGGUUUGUUAGGAAUACUGCUUGCACUAUGGGACUAAAGCAUUGAACAGUUAAGUGUUUAUGACAUGAGAGUAGCUAGAAAUGAUCUGCUAGAAAGAGUUCAAACACUGGAACGUGUAGAGGUUAACGCAUCUAAAAAGAAAUGAAACUGGCUGGAAAAUGUCCCGUUGGAAUGGUAAGAGCAUUCUUAAGAGUCCUUCAAGUGUUUUCUAAGAACUCAUCCCACCUUUCUAAAUUGCCUGGGAAGAAAUCUAUAUGCCAACAUCAGUGACAGAGGCUGAUGGCUGGUGAGGCUCUGACUUCAUCACAAUCAGAUUUACAACAUAUGAACCCUACAGAGAAGCUUAUUCACCAUUUGAUUGGCAGCAGUUAACGGGUUAUGUUUAAAAUCUCAUAUCAGCUUUCUUCACACAUACAAACUGUUGCACACAAAAAAGCACAUUCAAUUAAAAAAAACGUUAUGUUACCAUCACUUAUAAAUGAAGUCCAUGCGCCGCUCCUUCUUCGUUUCGGUUAGCUCAGGAUGCUCGAUGCCUUUCAUUUCAAGGAAAGUCCGGAUUUCGUUCAGGCAAGCCGCAAAACGGCUAAGCACCUUCCCUCUUGACAACCAACGCACAUUGCUGUGCAAAAGAAGACCAGGAUAGUUAUUUCCAACUUCAUCCAGCAGUGUUCGGGCAACAAUAAAGUUUAUCACACGAAUGACCAGCGACAUCACUUCGCCAAACUGCCCGUCACACAUCUGAGCACAAAGUGCCUCCUGGUGUAGAAUGCAAUGGAAACUUAGGAUGGGUCUACUUACAUGUUCACGAAGAAGCGCCACAAACCCUUUGUUUUUUCCCACCAUACACGGAGCACCAUCAGUACACACUGAGAGAAGUUUAUCCAUAGGUAGAUUUUUUUCUUGAGCAAACUCCAUGAAAGACUUUAAUAAAUCUUCACCUCUUGUGGAUCCUUUUAUUGGCAGAACAGCAAGACUUUCUUCGCGCAGUGUGUCAUCAACAGCAUAUCUUGCAAUCACGCUGAACUGCGACAAAUGGCUCACGUCUGUUGACUCAUCCAAAGCCAGGGAAAAGAACGGCGCUGCAUUUAUGUCCUUCACUUGCGUUUCCUCCACUUUAUUUGCCAUCAUGAUGGUACGAUCAUGAACAGUUCUUGCCGACAGAGGCAUGUCUUGUAUCCGUUUGAUUAUCUUGUCUUUGUUCGGAAGAUCAUCAAAAAGUUCAUUGGCUACAUCCAGCAUGAACGUUUUAGCAUACUCGCCAUCUGUGAAUGGUUUUCCGUUCCUCACUAUUGCUAAAGAUCCAGCAAAGCUAGCGGAAUUAUAGUCACCUUGCCGGGUCCAUACGCGGAGUUGCUGCUGGCUAGCUUGCACCCUGCUGAGUAGCUCUUGGCACACUUUCUUUCUGCUGUCUCCCGCAGGGUAUUUUGAUGCAAAGGUAGCAUGGCGCGUGUCGAAGUGCCGCUUUACAUUCGACCAUUUCAUCGAUACAAUUUUGUCAUUGCAAAUUAGACACACCGCAGAACCUGCUCUCUCCAUAAAGGCAAAUUCUUCGGUCCAUUCAUUCUGAAAUGUAUGAUACUCGUCAUCUUUUUUUCUUUUCGCCAUCUUCUUUGUCGAAGGGUUAGCUUUGAGCUAAUGACCGAGUAGACUGAUUCAAAAGGGAGCGUUUACCUGUUUACCCAGCAACGGCCAACAUAGGCCAGUAUCAUCACUUGCUCCUGCAGCGAACUGCAGCCCUGAACAGGACAUGAGCAGUGAAAAAUCGAUGGAUAGAUUAAAACAAGUGAGAAUAUUUUGUUUUAUCUGCGAGCCAGAUGCAAUCAUCAAAAGAGCCACACCUGGCUCGCGAGCCAUAGGUUCCCGACCCCUGGUCUAUGUGUAGAUUGUAGCUUGCUGUCACUUAUUCAGCAGCCGAGGAGUCACAAGAAGAAUCACUGGGAUCAUGAGUGCCCCCUAUCAUGAAGCAGGAGAACUGCGGGCCUCACUUAGUGCCUUUUCACAGCCGUUUUAUUAUUGCUCAGCAUAAGAAACACGUUACACACAUACAGUUGUUGACAAACAACACUGUACAUUAUAUACAUCAGCUAAACUAUGGAAAUUUAGUUCAUAUAGCAAACAUUGAAUAGCGACAUCCAGAGAGACAGCAACACAGUCUCAUUUCAUAGCAUGGCAGCACAGUUAGCCGAGUCUUGUCAAUCCAUGGUGAGGCUCAUCUGGCUGAUGCCUCACCGCACGUCUCUUCUCACUAUUUGAACAGUAAAUGUGAAAAUUCAGCGAUUUUGAACAAAAAAUCAUCUAAAACUGGUGGAGUUAGAUAAAAAAAGAACUCGAUAGUGCAAAUCACUGGAUAAAUAUUAAUUACUUUUUUCAUUUUACAUUUUUUUCUUUCCAUGAUGACAGUUGAGGCACUCGCCAACAUAACCUUAGAAUCUGUUUUCAUGCCCUCGUUCUUCUCCAGCUCUCUUAAUGUCUGAUCAACAUGUGUUGCUGUCAUACUGUAACCCUUGUGUUACCUUAGGGCUCAAAAAUGACCACUAUGUUUAACAGCGUAGGAAACACCUUAAUAAUCUUUUGUCAAAUUUUCCUAUAAUGACCCCAACAUGAGAGUAAAACUUGCCUUGAAAGCUUUACACCAACAGGGUACCAAUCUGAUCUUAGGGUUAAUUCUUGACCCGGCAAUGUUUUGAUUUGUGGAUUUGUGUUCUUCUGCAAUUUUCAUUAUGCAUUGUCAAUGAUUGUUCAAAAAUGAGAAGAUAGAGAUACAACAUGUAGUGCAUGUAUUCUUUUUUUAAAUUGAUCAAUGAUUGGAAACAUUGAUCAAUAUAAAAUGUGCUUGUUCCGCUGACCUAUUGUUUCCUGACUAAAAACUGUGCAGUUCACUACAAGUUCAUGUUGAUCAAUGACUUAAAAAUUAACAGUUUCCAAAAAAUGUAUAUAGACCUAUAAAACAAAAACAAAAAUACUGAUUUCUGUAGAUUUCUAUUUACAAUUUCUUUUGCAUUAAAAAAACAAAAACAGAAAAAA
Molecule: messenger RNA, 4319 nt
Organism: Centropristis striata (black sea bass)
Lineage: Eukaryota; Metazoa; Chordata; Actinopteri; Perciformes; Serranidae
Gene: enpp6
Product: ectonucleotide pyrophosphatase/phosphodiesterase 6
Exons: 8
Coding region: 1-1332 (443 amino acids)
Source: RefSeq, a predicted model, not a curated record